AUGUCAGCCAGCAAUCCUGGCCUGCACGCCUUCAGCGCCCAUGACGCCACGGUCAAGAACGACCAAACCGUCAGGCUGGAUGCGAAGGACAUUGAAGACAAGUCCGCUGCUGCUGCCGUGCCUGACCAAUUCCACGACAAAUACCUGACCUCCAAAUGGGAGAUCUGGGCUUACUAUGCUUACUACAUUGGCAACAAUGGAUUGACUCUAUUCAACUUCGCCCCGACAGCUUUUCAGAAUCUCCUCUCCGAAGCCGCCGGCGACGCCAGCACGCUCGUCUUCGCCGGCCGGUCGCGCUCCAUCAACAGUAUCGUCCUCCUCUGCAACGGCAUCUCCUUCGCCAUCCAGAUCGUUGUCUUCCUCGUCAUCGGCAGUUUCGCUGAUUUCGGCCAAUGGCGACCCAAUAUCCUCAUCGUGCUCUCCAUCGUCGCCUAUGCCAUCGGCUUCGCCUGGCUGGGCGUCCAUACGGCCGACAAGUGGCCUGCAGCCGUGGCCCUGUACAUCGUCGGACUGAUCGCCUACCAGACGACGCUGACCUUCUGGACGGCAGCGUUCCCGGGGCUGGCGCGCAACACGCCCGAGAUGAAGGCCACGGCGGAGCGAUACGUCGCGGGGGAGAUCUCUCGCGACGAGUACGACGCGGCCGACACGAUGAAGCGCAGCCAGCUCUCCAACAUGGCCUUCUACGCGCAGUCCGUCGGUGAGAUCGUCAUCCUGGCCGUCAUCGUCGCCAUCAUGUUCGCCCUCGACGUCAACGCCAGCCAGGAAAACAACAACUGGGGGCUCAGCGUCCUGAUUGCCUUCGCCACAGGCAUCUGGCUGCUGCUGUCGCUGCCCUGGUUUGUCCUCGAGAAGAGACGGCCGGGGCAGGAUCCUGGACGGCGCACCAUCGUCAUGGCCGGGCUGUGGCAGCUCUAUCAUGCCAUGACCCAGGUGUGGCAGUUAAAACAGAGUCUGAUUUAUCUGAUCGGCUAUUUCCUCCUCGGGGAUUCGCUCAACACCACAGUCACGGUCAUCGCCACCUUGCAGAACAGUAUCGUCGAGUAUAACACUCUUCAAUUGACCUAUCUCUUGAUAGUCGGCAUUGCAGCGCAGGCCGCCGGCAUCUACGGAUUCUGGUUCAUCCAGCGCCGCUACCACCUCGGGACGAAGACCAUGUUCAACGCCGUCGCCGUUGGGAUCAUCCUUCUAGACGCCUGGGGGAUGAUAGGCAUUUGGACGCAGCGGUUUGGAUUCCACAACGUGUGGGAAGUUUGGCUCUAUCAAGCCUUCUAUGGCCUCUUCGUCUGCCCCUGGUACAGCUACUCGCAGAUCAUGAUCUCCGAAGUCACGCCCCGCGGCAAGGAGUUUCUCUUCUUCAGUCUGUUCAGCAUCAUUGGCAAGACCUCCUCGUUCAUCGGGCCUGUUGUGUCCAGCGCCAUUAUCGACGCCGCUUCGUCGUCCACGCACAAUAAUAAUGCUUCCUCCUACCCCUUCUAUUUCCUCUUCGCCCUCAGCGUCGUCAGUUUCGCCCUGCUGCUCCUGUUUGUCGAUCUGGAUAAGAGCCGUCGGGAGCAGGAGAGAUUCUUGGAAGAUGAGAGGCGGCGGCUGGACGCGAAAUUGGCUGCGGUGGAAUGA
Messenger RNA from Rasamsonia emersonii CBS 393.64, 1617 nucleotides. Its product is annotated as Autophagy protein (Atg22). The record is from RefSeq and is a predicted model, not a curated record. The coding region runs from base 1 to 1617 and encodes 538 amino acids. Lineage: Eukaryota; Fungi; Ascomycota; Eurotiomycetes; Eurotiales; Trichocomaceae. The transcript is spliced from 6 exons.